AUGCCACUCGUAUGGAUGGUGUGGGUGACCGCGCUCGGUCCUGCAGCCGGUAAAGCAAACCCAACCGGCUGCAGAUUGUGGAGCAAGUUUCAGUCGCCUGGCAUUUUUAUGAGCGGAGAUUUUGUAAUCGGGGGCAUUUUCGCUAUUCAUGAUUCUGUCAGAUCUGAGCAGAUUACCUACACCAGGGUCCCAUCACAGUUACAGUGCUCUGGGUACGAUAUGGACUUCAGAGAGGUACGUUUUGCCCGUGCUUUGGAGUUCACUAUCCAUGAGAUCAACAACAGAACCGACCUCCUGCCUGGCAUUACGUUGGGCUAUGAGAUACACGAUUCCUGCUCUACGGUGCCGAAGGCGAUCAGAAAUGCAUUUCAGCUUGCAAAUGGUUUCGAACCCAUUUUAAACAACACUGAUUCUUGUUCAACAUCUGAAGCUGCUGUGACUGCUGUCAUCGGAGAUUCUGCUUCCACACAGUCGCUUAGCAUCGCCAGGAUGCUCGGCCUUUUCGGAAUUCCUCAGGUGAGCCACUAUGCUACCUGUGCGUGUCUGAGUGAUAAGAAUCAGUACCCUGCCUUUCUUAGGACCAUCCCCAGCGACCAACACCAAGCAAGCGCACUGGCAAAGAUGGUCAAACACUUCGGCUGGACGUGGAUCGGAGCGGUGCGCAGCGACACCGACUACGGAAAUUACGGCAUGGCAUCAUUUCUGAAGGCCGCGCAGGCGGAGGGGAUCUGCGUGGAGUAUUCAGAGUCCUACUACAGGACGCAACCCCACAGUAAACUGGAGCGAGUGGCCAACUUGAUCCGCAGCUCGACCGCCCGUGUCAUCGUGGCGUUCAUGGCCACAGGAGACAUGAGGCUUCUCCUGGAGGAGCUCAACCGACAGCCGCUGCCUCCUCUCCAGUGGAUAGGAAGUGAAACCUGGAUCACAGAUCCUGAUUUUCUGAAAUAUAACAUGUGUGCCGGGGCGAUAGGGUUCGGCGUCCCGAAGUCUGUAAUUCCAGGACUUCGUAUGUUUCUUCUAGAGCUCAGUCCAGAUGAGGCUUUAAAAUCGCCUCUGUUAACAGAAUUUUGGGAAACUGUUUUCAGCUGUAAGCUUCAAGUGCAGAUGGGCAUCUCUGAGGGCACCCAGGUGUGUGAUGGCACUGAGGACCUAAGUGGUGUUCAGAACUCCUACACUGACACGUCUCAACUGCGCAUCACUAAUAUGGUUUACAAAGCAGCGUAUGCUAUAGCGUACGCCAUCCACGGUCUCAUCUGUACUGACCUGCAAUGUGACAAGAGCAUUAAGUUUUCACCCUGGCAGGUUCUUGACCAGCUCAAGCAAGUAAACUUCACUUCCAAGAACGGUUUUCAGGUCUCGUUUGAUUCCAGCGGAGAUCCUCCGGCCCUCUAUGAGCUUAUAAACUGGCAGUUUAAUAAAGACGGCGCUUUGGAUUUCGUAACGGUGGGUCAGUACGAUUCGUCCAGGCCAAGAGGACAGGAGUUUAAAAUGAACAAAGCCAUCAGCUGGGUGGGAGGACAGACCGAGGUCCCGGUGUCGGUGUGCAGUGAGAGCUGUCCUCCAGGAACCAGGAAGGCUGUCCAGAAGCGACGACCUGUUUGCUGUUUUGAUUGUAUACCCUGCGCUGAAGGAGAGAUCAGCAACAAAACAGACUCUUUAGAUUGUUUGCGCUGCCCUCCUGAGUUCUGGCCCAAUCCUAAGCGAGACAGCUGCCUCCCCAAACCCGUCGAGUUCCUGUCCUGGGAUGACACCCUCAGCAUCAUCCUUGCUGUGUUCUCCAUCUCCGGUGCCGUUUUGACCAUGUGUGUGGCGACGAUCUUCUACAAACACAGAACAUCUCCCAUAGUCAGAGCCAACAACUCUGAGCUGAGCUUCCUGCUGCUCUUCUCUCUGACUCUGUGUUUCCUCUGUUCACUUACUUUCAUCGGUCGACCCUCGGAGUGGUCCUGCGUGCUCCGACACACAGCGUUCGGGAUCACCUUCGUCCUCUGCAUCUCCUGUGUUCUGGGUAAAACAUUAGUGGUGUUGAUGGCGUUCAGAGCGACACUUCCAGGCAGUGACGUCAUGAAAUGGUUUGGGCCUCCACAGCAGAGACUCAGUGUUGUUACCUUCACGAUCAUUCAGGUGAUUAUUUGUGUGUGUUGGUUAAAAAUCUCCCCUCCGUUCCCCUUCAAAAAUCUAAAACACUACAAGGAAAGAAUCAUACUAGAAUGUGGAUUAGGAUCAGCUGUGGGUUUCUGGGCUGUUCUGGGUUAUAUCGGGAUUUUGGCUCUUCUGUGUUUUGUUUUGGCUUUUCUGGCUCGGAAGCUGCCUGAUAAUUUUAAUGAAGCUAAAUUUAUCACCUUCAGCAUGUUGAUAUUCUGUGCAGUUUGGAUCACUUUUAUUCCAGCGUAUGUCAGUUCACCUGGUAAAUUUACUGUAGCUGUGGAGAUUUUUGCUAUUCUGGCCUCAAGUUUUGGUUUGAUUGUUUGUAUUUUUGCUCCUAAAUGUUUUAUAAUCGUUUUUAGGCCGGAGCAGAACACCAAGAAGCAUCUCAUGGGGAAAACAUGA
Messenger RNA from Trichomycterus rosablanca, 2550 nucleotides. RefSeq names its product extracellular calcium-sensing receptor-like. NCBI's taxonomy places the organism in Eukaryota, Metazoa, Chordata, Actinopteri, Siluriformes, Trichomycteridae. The record is from RefSeq and is a predicted model, not a curated record. The transcript has 6 exons. The coding region runs from base 1 to 2550 and encodes 849 amino acids. Gene Ontology annotation, molecular function: G protein-coupled receptor activity. Gene Ontology annotation, biological process: G protein-coupled receptor signaling pathway. Gene Ontology annotation, cellular component: plasma membrane.